GAUGUGCGUACUUCACAGGCGCAGUGACUUCGUGGUUCCGAAGUUUCCAGUGUUUCCACGUGUUUUUUAAAUCUUCGAGAGACACGACUCGCGUAAUACACGUGUCCGUGUAAAUUUGUGUCGUACGGUAAGGAAAAAAGAUUUAGCGAUUCGUUAAACAUGAGUCAUACAAAGUUCGAUAUUUUCGUGGGUACAACAUCUGGCAUCAUCAAAGGAUUAAAAAUCGGACAAACAAAGAAGGAGAACAAAAUAAAAAAUUUACAGAAAGUAUCCAUUAUCACAGAAACUGAUAAUGUGACUAGGAUAGCAUGGGGCGACGACGAUCGAGAGAUUUUGGUUGCAUGCAGCGCUUAUAAAGAUAACAAAGUAAAGAUCUUUGAUACGGAGAGUGGAGUACUCAAAGAUUGGUUUCCUUGUAACAUAGGCACAGAUAAAAUCAGUGGAAUAUCACGAUAUGGCAGAUCUAUUUUGACAUCAGUUAAAAGUGGGGAAAUAUGUUUGUGGACAGCAAAAAAAGGAGAGGUAUUGAUAAAAACUGAACAUAAUUUGAAUAGAAUGUGCCACUCACACGAGCACACCAAUUUAAUAGCAACCGGGGGAGAGGCAGAUAAUAGGCUAAGAGUGUACGAUCUAGAUGUGCAAAAAUCGAUAUUCUCUGCAAAGAAUCUUUCGCACGACUGGCUGUCUUUACGCAGAACUAUUCCAAUAUCAGACAUAAAUUUCUUGCCAGGAAAUCUACCAGUCACAGUCAGUAAAUAUGGGAAUAUACACCUGUAUGAUCCACGUUCUCAAAGACGUCCUGUAAUCGAUAUGACGGUACAAGAUGAAGCUUGGACCUGCUUAGAUAUCGCUCCGAAAGAAAAACAUAUCAUAGUGGGCUCAACUAAAGGCAAGCUGAAUCUCGUCGAUCUAAGAAAACCAGGCACCGUGCUAAACACGUACAAAGGAUUUAUCGGUGGUGUAACCGGAGUGGCUUGUAGCAAAACCAAUCCGUACGUCGCCAGUGUCAGCCUUGACAGAUAUCUGCGGAUACACCAUAUCCAUACAAAAGAAUGUCUCAAAUCCAUUUAUUUAACAUUGAAAUUAUCAUGUUUAGUAAUGAGAUCAGAUAUUUGUAUAGAAAUGGGAUACGAGAACGGUACAGAAAAUUAACCCUCAACUACAGCAAUGGGUCAUUUGGAUCCUAACCAAACAGUUUUGAAUGUUUAUACAAUCUGUACAAAUGGUACUAUUAUGAAGUUUUAAAUUGUAGGUAAAAAAGCUUUGAACCUUCCUUUGUCAAUCGCUGUAAAGCGAAGGUUCACUUGUUUACUUUAAAUAGGACGCUUUAGAAUUUACAAAGUUUCCUUGGAAGUGUCUUCCUCGGAUUUUGAUGAGCUUUGAAUAUGUUAUAUUUUAAAGAAAAAUAUUAAUUUUUUUUUAUAAAGGCCCACUUACAAGAUACA
Messenger RNA from Cyphomyrmex costatus, 1445 nucleotides. Its product is annotated as WD repeat domain 74 lethal (2) k09848. The transcript is spliced from 7 exons. Gene Ontology annotation, molecular function: protein binding. The coding region runs from base 160 to 1152 and encodes 330 amino acids. Gene Ontology annotation, cellular component: preribosome, large subunit precursor; nucleolus. NCBI's taxonomy places the organism in Eukaryota, Metazoa, Arthropoda, Insecta, Hymenoptera, Formicidae. The record is from RefSeq and is a predicted model, not a curated record. Gene Ontology annotation, biological process: ribosomal large subunit biogenesis.